Molecule: messenger RNA, 2358 nt
Organism: Trichoderma gamsii
Lineage: Eukaryota; Fungi; Ascomycota; Sordariomycetes; Hypocreales; Hypocreaceae
Exons: 4
Coding region: 1-2358 (785 amino acids)
Biological process (GO): actin cytoskeleton organization
Molecular function (GO): actin binding
Source: RefSeq, a predicted model, not a curated record
AUGGCUGCUUUGACACAAACGUAUCAGCAGCAGACUGGUACGGCGACAAUGCUUUCGGGUCGAACAACACCCUCAGCCGGCAUGAUGCAGGCCAGUCAACCGAACAGACAUCAUCAAUACACGACUUCAGCACCCAGAGGAGGAGGAGGCUACCGGGGAAGCACUGUUCCUGUCCAUUAUCAGCCCACACCGAAUCUGAAUCAGAGCCUGGCGUGGCAACAGUAUGGAGCUUAUCAGACGAGUCCAUCCUCCGGCAUUCCAACGCAGACUUUCGAUCCCAGCCUGGUUCAACGUUCUCAUCGCACCAAUCCUUCAGUUACAAACAUGGCCCUGAUUCCUUCCUAUAGCCCUGGCCACAGCAGUCAUGGCAGCAGCCACAGCAGCGGCCACAGCAGCGGUCAUAGCAGUGGCCAUAGCAGCAGUCACGGCAGCAGCCAUAGCAGUACACGAGAUGACUCCGUCAAGUCACAAUCCAGGAAUGCUGCUUCUGCUCAGCGCCCACCGCUUGCUCAUAUUCCCUCCAGUGGCUCACAGCCGGCUUUGUCACCCAGCGGAACGCCAAAGAUGACUCCUGAUCGGUACCGAAGGCCAAGCAACUCCAACACUCAGCAUAGUCGAUCCCAAAGCUCGAAUCCUCCGCUUAGUCCUGGCAGCCAGAACGUGAUGUAUCAUGCGCCUUCCGGUUCUAGAUCUGUUCCAAAUCUCGCGGCUUCGCCUGUGCCAGCUCCGGGCGCAUCGAUGGACGAUUCGCAAUUGCACCGCAGACCAUCUCCGGACGAAGCAAAGAAGAUGCGCCGCCGUAGUGUCCAUACGAUACAGUCCACUGAUUCCUUCCGGCCUCUUUUGAAGCCCGAGAAUGCUCCUCGUCCUGGGCUAGCGGUCAUCACUAAGAACAGUGACAGGGGUGAAAAAUCCCCUCAACCUGCCACGAAGAAACCUGCGCAUGUCCGCAAGGGCAGCUCAGAUAGUGCAUCGUCUAGCCGAAGUAGCCAUUCGCGAUCCGCAUCGUUUACCAACCGCAAUGCGACUGUCCCCACUGGUAACCCCUCUUCACCGGGCUCUGACGAAGCACCUGCCAGGAAUGAUCAGCUCAAAGUAGCCGUACCGCCAAGAGGCUCAUCUUCCGAUGGAACAAAGCGGACGAUUAGUCCCUCUCCCUUAUCUAAACCCGCUACGAUGGCAAAUGAACAGACCGGAGAUGCUACCGCAGCGGCUGCAGCGCCCUCGACCAAGACUGUAGAAUCGCCGGCGGCAAAGCAGCUCGCAACCAUCAACGAGAAGGCUAUUAAAGGAAAGACCAAGACUUCCAGACUUCGUCGAGCGUUCUCAUUUGGCAGCGCAGCUGAAUUUCGAAAGGCUGCUGGUGGCAUCGAUGGUGAAGGUGCUGAUAGAGUGGAGGCGGCCAGGCUUCGUAAAGACCCUACAGCUGAAGAGGUCUAUGAUGCCGAGCAAGCACGUAUCGCUGAAGCACAAGAAGCUGCCGGUAUUGGCAAUAGCAUCUAUGGCGGUCGCUUCUUUGGCGGGUCGACGGAUAACCUGUCCAUCUCAUCGACUGCUUCAUCUGCCUCUAUAAUGAUCAGGAAGAUGGGCCGUGGUAUGAAAAAGAGCACCCGCUCGCUGGUCGGACUCUUCCGACCAAAGUCGGUCGUGGGUGUGCCCGCGGCUGAUGGUCCCGUUACCGAAGGCCAAGCUUCCGUUUCCAUGAUCACCGUGGAGGCAGAGACCCGACGUGUCAAUGUAACUGCGGACCCUCAGGACGGCAAGGGCGGCACUGGAUUCCCUCGCCUUGAGCGCAACUCUUUGGACGCCACACAGAUCCCUGAAAUUGGAGCGGAGCGUCUAGGCAGUGCAGGCACAGAUAACUCUGCGCGGAAGAGCAUUGUGGGUGGCGAUAAAGAGCGUGCAGAGGUGCUGGCGGCGGUUCGUAAGGGCAUCCUGAAGCACACAGGUUCCUCGAGUCCAUCAAUCCGCCCAUCGGAUUCGCCGGAUCUUGUCCUGCCAAACAUCCCAGCCGUCACAGACUCACCCAACUCAAGCGCACCGAGCACACCAAACGAUGACCACAAGAGAACUGGUUCCAUUGCCAUUGGCACCGAAGACUAUUUCACGGGUGCUUUCCGGCUUGGAAAGAGUCGGCCCGGAACACCUCAGUCUGGCCCAAAGAGGAAUGCCACAUUUUCACCACGCCUCAUCUUCCACGACACUUGGCCCAGCCAAGAGUAUGACCGCCGCGGCGAGAUUGCCACGUGCAACCGGCUCACGCCAAUGCUAGCUCAGCAGAUCAAGGAAGAGCUAAACAGCUUCAAAAUGGAAAUGGAAGUCCACGAGAACUCCAAGAUUUACACGCAUUUCUUCUGA